UGGGAAUGGCAUGAUUUGAACAGAACAACAGAACCACAUCCACAACAAACAACCCCGUCACCCAUCAUGGCCGAGCACCCGUCUUUCACUCUUGCGGCCCUGCUGCCUGCCGGCGGCAUCGCCGGAUACAUGCGCACUGGCUCUACCCCCUCCUUGAUCGCGGGGGUAGGAUUGGGAUUAUCUUAUGGGUUCGCCGGCUACUUGAUCAAGGAGAACAAGGAUUACGGCACGGAACUUGCCCUGGGAAAUAGCAUCGUCCUGCUGGGCUCGGCGAUCCCUAGAAUCGUCAAGACCAAGGCCAGGGCCCCCAUGCCCCUGGUCCUCGGUGCCGCCGGUCUGUUGGCGUCUUUCUACUACCAGAAGAAGGUCCGCGAGUUCAGAUUCGGUGUUUAGUUCUACGUGUGCUUGUUGCGCUGAUGGAGAUCCGUGGUUGCACCUAUGUAUUUGGCGGCCCAUGUAACUUGUAUUGAAAAUGUUAUGCUGUAAGUUAGUUGGUGGGAUAUUGAGUCGGGGCUUACGAUUAGGAUCGGCUUGACGCCGUGAUCGAAUCAAAUCUCGUCCUCGAAUGAAUGAAUCUAUCUAUGCUCCCGG
Aspergillus saccharolyticus JOP 1030-1 is the source of this 591-nucleotide messenger RNA. Its product is annotated as TMEM14 family protein. The transcript has 3 exons. Bases 67 to 393 code for a protein of 108 amino acids. The record is from RefSeq and is a predicted model, not a curated record. NCBI's taxonomy places the organism in Eukaryota, Fungi, Ascomycota, Eurotiomycetes, Eurotiales, Aspergillaceae. Gene Ontology annotation, cellular component: membrane.